AUGGCUAAUAGGCCAAAGAAAUGGCUCCCUGACAUCAUUUCUCCCCUUCAGAGUGCAUAUGUUCCGGGACGUUUGAUUUCGGAUAAUACCCUAGUAGCUACUGAGGUGGCACAUUUUAUGUGCAAACUGAGGCAUCGGGAAGAGGGUUUCUUCUCCCUCAAGCUGGAUAUCAGUAAGGCAUAUGACCGCCUUGAGUGGAAAUUUUUGCAGGCUAUAUUGACAAAGCUGGGUUUUGACUCUAAAUGGAUUAACAUGGUGAUGAGUUGUGUUAUGUCAGUCACUUAUGCUAUUCUUGUUAAUGCCUCAAUACAGGAAUGUACUCGAGUGAGAGAAAUCUUGAACACAUAUGAAUGUGCUUCUGGAAAAAAGAUAAACUUCCAGAAGAGCAGCGUGGUGUUUAGCAGGAAUGUACCUAAAGAAUUGCAAUAUGAGUUUGCUGUUGUACUGGAAGUAAAUUGUGUAGAGGAGCAUGAUAGAUACUUGGGCUUGCCACUACGUGUGGGAAAAGCCAAGAUGGCCAACUUUCGGUAUAUCAAAGAGAAACUCACAAAGAAACUAGUUAACUGGAAGUUCAAAAUUUUAAGUUGUGCAAGAAAAGAAAUCCUCAUUAAAGCUUUUCCUCAAACUAUGCCUUUGUAUGCUAUGAAUUGUUAUUUAUUGCCAAAAGGUUUGUGUGAUGAUAUUCACCAGUUAUAUGCUUCUUUCUUUUGGGGAGAUACAGAUGACAAAAGGAGGAUUCAUUGGAGUAGCUCGGAGAGAUUGUGUCUUACCAAACAUGAGGGAGAUAUGGGUUUUAAAAAUAUCUUUGCCUAUAACCUUGCCAUGUUAGCUAAGCAGGGAUGGAGACUGGUGUCCAAACCCAACUCUUUGGUGGCUAGAGUAUUUAAAGCUCGAUAUUUUCCCAAUUGCUCUUUCUGGGAAGCACAAUUAGGCGACACACCAUCCUACUCGUGGAGAAGUAUUCUGGAAGGUAGACCGGUGUUGAAAGCGGGGGUCAAAUGGAGAGUGGGAGAUGGAGAACAGAUUCAUAUUUGGGAGGACAAAUGGAUUCCUAAUUACUCAAGGUCUCAGAUUCACAGACCGGAAAACUCAACUUCAUUCGAUAGGGUAGCUGACCUUAUUGAUCCUCACACUAGAUCUUGGAUUGCUCCAUCUGUGUCUACACUUUUUUCUCCUGAAGUCGCUGCUCAAAUACUAUCCAUCCCUUUAAGGAGAAGGGCUGUUUCGGAUAAACUCUUGUGGGAGCCCAAAAAACGGGGUUACUUCACCGUUAAGACUGCGUACUGGAUUGCCAGAGAACAAGUUCUUCGUAAUGCUCUUGCUUCUACUUCACAGGGGGAUCCUUUUAAGGAACUAUGGAAACUCCUUUGGAAAGCUAGAGUGCCUGCCAAGAUUACUACUCUGUGGGAGGAUCGUUCCAGACCGCCUUUGGUUCUUUUAUGCAAAGCUUUAGCUUGGCUGGAAGAUUUCCAGAAAGCUCAUGCUACUCUUACAGCACCGAAGCAAACAGUUAAACAUUAUUGGAGGCCUACGCAUGAAAGCAGAGUGAAAAUAAAUGUAGAUGGUGCCUUCUUACCAUCACAAGUGCAUGGGGGAGCUGGUGGUAUUGCUCGAGACCUAACUGGGCAAUUCAUGGCUACUUUUGCUCACCAUAUACCAUAUGUGAACUCUGCUAAACAGGCAGAAUUGCUUGCUAUACGAACCGGACUUGAGAUGGCAAUACAACUACAAUUGUCCUAUGUCAGUAUCGAAACAGAUUGCCUUGUAGCUGUUCAAGAAAUUAUGCACCAACAAUCUGAUUAUUCAGAGUUUGCAGCCAUUAUUGCUAACAUUCAGGAACUCUAG
Rosa chinensis is the source of this 1845-nucleotide messenger RNA. RefSeq lists its product as uncharacterized. NCBI's taxonomy places the organism in Eukaryota, Viridiplantae, Streptophyta, Magnoliopsida, Rosales, Rosaceae. The transcript is spliced from 3 exons. Gene Ontology annotation, molecular function: RNA-DNA hybrid ribonuclease activity; nucleic acid binding. The record is from RefSeq and is a predicted model, not a curated record. The coding region runs from base 1 to 1845 and encodes 614 amino acids.